GUUCUUCCUCUGUCCAGAUCUCGGCCUGGCUUGCUGGAUCGCCCCCCUCCAGCGCUCUUGUCCGGACUCUGACCUACUGUAUCAUCCAGCCCGCAUCCACGUCUCCAUCCACAUCUACCUCCGCAUCUACAUCUACAUCCGCGCCAACCGACUCGCUGCCUGUCGCUAUGGUCAAGAGUCUCCAGUCCCGGGUCUCGUAUUCCAUUCCUGGUCCAGGCCCGCUCAACGCCCACUCUCGAGGCAUCAAUGCCCUGGCCCUCGAUCUUACCACCCCCGUCUCGCCGACAUUCUCCAACCCUGCCUCUGGCAUCCUAUACACUGCUGGUCGCGAUGGUCUCAUCCAUGCCUGGGAUCUAAACAUAGACUUCAAGGCCUCCGAGGCCAAUCUGCGCGAGCGUGAGCGGGCCAUGCAGCAGAGGAGCAUGCGCACCUCCAUCUCCACCUCCAAGAGCAAUCUGAACCAUCGCGCCUCAGUAUCAUCAAAGCGGUCGUCGGUCCUCCAGCCCCGGCAUCUCCACGACAAUGUCGACCACACCCUCUUCUACUCGCCCGAACUGAUGCCCGAGAACGCCGAUCGAAUCGACGAUGCUUCCGUCCCGCCCCUCGACAUCUCCGGCAUUGCCAGCGAGGCCGGCUUCCAUCUUCACCCAUCAUCGCACAGGGCCCAGCCGCUGGCCAUCAACACCUCGCCCGCGGCCCGUUUGAACCACGGUAGCCUAUACGACUCGCCCCAGACUGGGCUCGAGAAACGUACGGCCUCGGGCUCCUACGACGACCAAUGGAGCUUUCGCACUCACGGCGGCCUGCUCCGCAAAACCCGCAGCGUCACCUUCACCGACCCCUCGCUCCCUAUGGCAAGAACCAUGUCCAAGAGCGGCUCCUCUGCGGCUGUCGAGAAGAUGGCUCUGUCGCCAAAGUUCGAGAUGUACGUCCCUCCGGCAGCAACCCAUCGACAGGUGUUUCAGCAUCACAGCGACUGGGUCAACGACAUUGUGCUCUGCAAUGAUAAUCAGCAGCUAAUCUCGGCCUCGAACGACCGUCUGAUCUAUCUUCGAUCGUGCCACUCAAGCGGCGAUCCCGUUCGGAUUGGAUUUCAUGCCGACGCCGUCAAGCGGCUGGCUUACCCACGCGAGCGGAAUUGGAUCGUCUCGGGCGGACUCGACCACUGUGUUGUUCUUUGGGAUCUGAACGAGGCUCGUGGAGCCAUCAACAGCAUAGCUGUGAACACUUUCCGCCACAUCUCCAAGGAGACGAAUCCCCAGUCCUCGGUCUAUGCCUUGGCAACGAAUCCCUCUGGGAGUGUUAUUGUCUCGGGGGCGCCUGACAAGAUUGUCCGAGUAUGGGAUCCUCGAACCAAUGGAAAUAAUCCGCUUGCCCUGCCUGGACACACGGACAACAUCAGAGACAUUCUUGUGAGCGACGACGGCCGAUGGGUCCUCUCGGCCUCGAGCGAUACAACGAUCAAGCUGUGGUCGCUCGCUGCCCCCCACCGCUGUGUUGUCACGUAUACCCACCACACCGAAUCGGUCUGGGCCCUCGCCUCGAAUCAUCCCAACCUCGAGACGUUCUGGGCAGGAAGUCGCGAUGGAUUGGUGACCAAAUUCAACAGGCGCCGACUCGGCGCUGGCGGCCCGGAAGAGGAGCUGGUGGAUUGCGUGGCUGUAUGCAAGGAGAAUGGACCAGUGUCCAAGAUCGCCGCCAUCGACGAUAUGUAUCUAUGGACGGCAACCCCACAGUCGUCAGUCAAUCGAUGGCGGGAUAUACCACUGCAUGUGGCCACUGUCGAGGUUUCGUCGCCGACCACCCACGAAGACCAUCCCGAGGUGAUCAUCAUCCCUCCGUCAAGCAUCAUCCACCAGCAUCCCGUCAUCUUCAACGAUGCCGCCAGCUGGGAUACGCGCCUUCGCUCUGCUUACAGCACCGAUGAUGGCGCGAGCUUCCGAACAGGGCUGGCAGGUACCUUUGCUCCCUCCGGCAUGGUCGGACUUGACGAAAACGACAGUGCCGAGAGCCUCAUCGAGCCUGUUUGGAGAAUGCCAGACUCGACCAUCCAGGGAAAGCCGUACUUUACAGAUGCCGUUCUCUUGAAUAGCCGUCGCCAUGCCGUAACCAAGAACUCGGCUGGAGACGUGUGUCUUUGGGACAUCUUGACCUGCCAGAUGAUCAAGCAGCUCGGUCAAAUGGAUUUGAAAGAAGCCAUCGAGCGCGAAAAUACCAUCGAGUGGAUCCCGAGCUGGUGCGCAGUUGAUAUAAAGAACGAUUGUCUCACCGUCCACCUAGACGAGUCACGGUGCUUUGACGCUGAGCUCUACGAUGACCAAGUAGAUAUCCCCAGCGUGCCUGGCGAUGAAGAUCAUCGAGUGAACCUGGGCAAGUGGAUCCUGACGAAUCUGUUCCUGUCGUAUGUCAAAGAGCACCACCGUCCGCAUCCUGCGAUCCCCACGCCUCUGGCCCAGCCCUUGCAGCCGACAGGAGGACUGGCACCCUCGCCUCAGGCCGGUGCUGCCUGCAAUACAGCAUCCGUAUCUCCGCCGCCAUCCACCAAACUGCUCGCACCAGCUACCCCGUCCACCCGAGUCUCGACCGACAGCAACGCCUCGGAUCUGUCGAGCGGCGGUGAAGAGCCAGUCCGACAGCCCAAGCGAACUCCGCUCACGCUCAAUGUGUCGACCCAACCUCUCAACCCCGACGGCGACAAAGCCAGUAUCAGCAAUCCAACCACCCCGACUGGCGCUCGCCCAGGCAAGAACAAACUCAGCGACACAUCUGGCAAUGUCUCGGACGCCUCUGACUCGAGCGUGUCGACCACGGACAAGCUGAAGCGCAAAGUCAGCAACCUUGCACAGAGUCUGACGCGCAAGGCGACUUCUUCGUCGGCAUCGAGCUUGGACGAGGUCGGCGACUCAGGCGAAGAGUCUAGCCUCUCGCAAAAGAUCAAGUUCCGGAUCCGCAGCCGCACGGCGUCAAGUGGACGAGUCAAGAAGGGAUCUGGGCUCGCCACCCAAAAGGAAGCCGGGCCAGCGCACCUGGGCUUGACUAAGGAGAGCUCGCAGUCCACCGACACCCGCUCCACACCAAAGCCACUGGAGGAGAAGCUACCGUCCCCUGUUCCUGAGGAGAGCUCUCCAACAUCAAAGACCACACCCCAGACUGACCCACCGCCUUCGAGCCAGACACAAUCACAGCCGCCAGCGGGUGGCCCUUCCCAAACCACGGAUGCAUCUGAUGCUGGCUCGCGGAGGCGGUCCGAGGACGAACCAAAGUCGCAGGCGCAACCAUCGGCGCAGGCGCAGUUCCAGCACGAUCGAGCCCUGCGUAGAAGCAUCGAUAGCAACAUUCCCAGCGCUCGCAGCACCCCUCGAAGCACUUCCUUGACUGAGCCCGUUCGCAGCUCGUCAAGAGGCCGCGUACCCUCCAUUACCCAUGAGCAGGUUGGAUUGCCUCCCCCCGACAAUGUUGAGAGCAGAUCACAGGGCUGUGUACGAACACAGUGGGUCCGUCUCGUUGCUGCGGGGCACCGCUCGAAUACUCACUGAUAUGAAUCCUCCUCCUUUCACUAUGCUCGCCUCUUUCCGAGUGCAUUUUGCAGGUGGCCGACCACAUCGACCACCGAGAAACACCGAUUCUC
Molecule: messenger RNA, 3628 nt
Organism: Polychytrium aggregatum
Lineage: Eukaryota; Fungi; Chytridiomycota; Chytridiomycetes; Polychytriales
Exons: 11
Coding region: 168-3536 (1122 amino acids)
Biological process (GO): double-strand break repair via homologous recombination; protein deubiquitination
Molecular function (GO): ubiquitin binding
Source: RefSeq, a predicted model, not a curated record